CGGUACAAGCAUGGAUUCAAACAUGGAUGACAGGGAACAGCUGCAAAAUACUUGCAGGUUGCUCAAGAUCCAAGUAGAGGCCAUGCAGCAAAUCAUGGAGAUCCAGGAGAGAGAAGUUGCUAUGGCGGGGAACCAGAGACAAACGGGAGAAAUUGGAAGGGAGAAUGGCGACGGCACAGGUUGCUCGGUCUCCUCUUCUGCUGGGAGUGUGAGUGAGGAAUUGACGGAGCGUCAUCUUCCUGAUUGCAAGACCCGUCUUCUAGCUAGAUGGAGACAGGAGGUGUUUGAGCUGAUUUUUGCUCAGAAGCUCUCAGACUUGAACUUACAGAAGGAGGUCCAAGCACGGGAGGAGUUGCAUGCCAAGAUGAAAGCGGAGUUGCGGAAUGCUGAGACACAAAUUCGUGUAUUAAAGCAGAAGGAGAUCAGUGUGAACGCAGAGGUGGAGAUUCAGCGCACCAGGAACAGGACCCUGGAGGCAUCCAUUAGAAAAACGGAAGCUAAGCUGAGGGAAGCACAGAGAGAUGCAGAAGAUGGCCAAUCUGCGGCUCACCAAAUUGCAUCAAAAGUUCAGUUCUUGAGCGAGAGCUUUUGUGAGAAACUGGCAGCAAUGGAGAAGACAUGGAAAAGACUGGACGGAUAUGGUCAGCGACUAUGGUUUGCUCGUAGCCGGCUCAUCAUGGUGCUCCAGCUGGUACAUUCAUGGAGGCGUUUCCCAGGCCAACCCCAAUUAAUGAUAGUCAAGAAGUUUGUGAGCGGAAUGGAAGAGCAUGUUGAUACACAAGCACAAGGCUUGGGAGUUUCUGUGAUGAAAAGGUCGGUGGACUCCGCACGUUCAAGCAGUGAUCCACGAUGUAGCGGUGAUACCGAGCGGGAGCGGGAGAGCGAAUGUGGGGACCGCAGCAGGGAGUCUGAAUCCUCUGCAAACUGUGGUCCCCACAAAAGCUUUGUUGUAGAGCAACCCAAUCCUAUGCUGCCAUGUGCUGUGAUGCGCGAGAUGCAUGCCUUUCCCCAUGGCAGGAGCAGAUGGCAGGGGGAUCACCAGCCUGGCAGAAAUUCUGAAGAAGCGGUGGUGAAGGAGCUACAGAGAGAGAUAAAGAUGUUGAUCGAGGAUAGAGAUAUGCUCUUGCGGAAACUUCAGCGGGAGACCACUAGCGAGGACGACAGGAUUUUGCGAUCGGCUAGACGCCCUAUAGCCAACGUGGCAUUAGGACCCAAGGGUGACAGGUUACUGUUCCGCCAGCUUAGGGAGAGACAACAGCAGCAGCGGAGAGCUAGGCCAGCAGAGGCCAGCAGGGCGUUCGCAAGCGAAGCCGCUGCUUCAGCAGCCAUGGCAAGUGUUGUGCAGCAGAGUUCCCAGGCCAGCAGUUCAGGGUCCAUAGGGUCAACGAUUGCACAGACCUUGAGUCAGUCCACUGGCGUUAUGGCAAGCCAACCAAUAGUGUUGACUCCUGAAGAGGUCGCCAUACAGCAAGCAGCGCUUCGCGAGGCACAACUACAGAAGGCUUUAGGGGAGAUAAAGGCGGAGAAAGAGGAGAUGAUUAGAAGAAGAGCCAGGAUGCAGCGAAGACAAGCGGAUAUUAGUGAGUUAGAGGCGAUGGACCUGACAGAGAUGAAUGAUGAUGUGAGGACCCUGAGGACGGUCUUGCUAGGUGUAGUAGAGAUGCAAGAUCACCAAAUGGCGCUCUUACAGGACAUCCAGCAGAGCCUGGCCCAAAAUCCGGAGGAGGGUAUGUAUCUAGUUUAUGUCUCUGCAGCAGGCGAACCGGUGAAAAUGCCGCCGAAGAUAGAGGGAGUAGUCGCUAAGUACCCUGAUCUAUUCGAAGAGCCAAAAGGGGUUGUGGAGAGGGAGGUCGUCCACGCGAUAGAGAUUAUCCCAGGGUUUAGCAUUCCGAAGGUUAGGAUCUGUCGGAUGUCUCCAGGCGAGCUUGAUGAGCUCCGCCGGCAACUCAAGGAACUCGUAGAGAAGGGUUGGAUCCGGCCGAGUGUCUCCCCUUAUGAAUCUCCAAUUCUAUUUGUACAAAAAAAGGUGGGAACUUUGAGGAUGUGCAUUGACUAUAGGGACCUCAAUGCCAUCACUGUCAAGAACCGAGAGCCCCUACCCCGCAUUGAUGACUUGUUGGACCGAGUGCAAGGGUGUCGGUACUUCAGUAAGAUAGAUCUGAAGUCCGGGUGCCAUCAGAUUGCAAUACGGCCUGAGGAUCAACACAAAACCGCUUUUCAGACCAAGUACAGUCUAUAUGAGUUUGUGGUGAUGCCUUUCGGUCUUUCCAAUGCUCCUGGCACCUUUCAGCACGCAAUGAGCUGGAUCUUUCAUGACUACUUAGACAAGUUUGUCAUCGUGUACCUUGAUGACAUACUUAUCUUCAGUAGGACUGUCGAGGAGCACGUUGGUCAUUUAGACAAAGUCCUCAGUCUCCUUAGGCAGCCAAAGUUCAAGAUUAACGGCGAGAAGUGCGAGUUUGGCCGCACCCGUAUCUUGUACUUGGGUCAUGAGAUUUUCGCAGAGGGAUUGAAGCCCGAUGACGCGAAGGUGGCCAGCAUUCGUGACUGGCCACGUCCUCAGUCUGUGACUGAGAUGAGGUCCUUCUUAGGGAUGACCGGCUACUACCACAAUUUUAGGAAAAACUAUAGCAUAGUUGCCGCCCCUUUGACGGACCUGACCCGCCUUGACACCCCUUGGGAGUGGACAGACAGGCCAGACUUCCUCGGUGCGCUGAUAACUGAGUUUGGGCUUGCGGACGAUGUCACUCGUUCUUUGGUGGACGCCUAUCACGAGGAUCCGUUUAUGGCUGAGAUCAUACGCAAACUCGAGGCAAAGGACAAAACGAUUUCUGCUGAGUUUGAGUUGGUCAACGGCCUACUGUUCCUUGAGAAGGCUGGGAAUAAACGUCUGUGUGUGCCUAACCGUGAGUCUUUGCGUAGUUUAUUUUUAGGCGAGUGUCAUGAUGCCAUAGGACAUUUUGGGUAUAAAAAGACUGCAGCCAAUUUGCUGCAGCAGUUCUGGUGGCCCACGAUGAUGAGAGAUGCCAAGCUGUACGUGGAGGCCUGUCAGGUAUAUCUGAGGGACAAGCCACGUACACAGGCCCCUCUUGGGCUUCUUAAGCCCGUUCCGAUUCCGGAAAGGCCUGGUGAGAGCCUGUCCAUGGACUUCAUGGACACACUGGUCACCAGCAAGAGUGGAAUGAGACACAUCUUUGUCAUUGUGGAUAGAUUUAGUAAGUACGCUAGAUUAGUUGAGAUGCCUGAAACAGCGAAGACCAAGUACGUCAUUAAGAUGUUCAAGGAGAACUGGGUCAGAGACUUUGGGCUACCGAAGUCUAUUGUGAGUGACCGGGAUGUCAGAUUCACGAGUGAGUUGUGGAAAGCUGCAGCUGCAGAACAAGGAACACAACUGCAAAUGACAUCCGGGAAGCACCCAGAGGCAAACGGGCAGGCAGAACAGCUGAACCACGCUGUACAGCACCUGUUAAGGCACUACAUCAAGCCCAACUAGGUGGACUGGGAUGAGAAGCUUGCUCUCAUCGCCAACCUGUACAACAACGCUGUGCACAGCGCAGCAGGCGUAAGUCCAAACAGUUUGCUACUGACGUUCAAGCCUCGAUUGCCUCUAGACUUUCUUCUACCUGAGAAUCAACCGACAACUGCACCUGGUACAUUGGAAUUUGCAUAUCGAUAUGAACAGUUGAUGCAGCACGCUGUAGAACAAAUGCACAAGGCGCAG
Chara braunii is the source of this 3721-nucleotide messenger RNA. NCBI's taxonomy places the organism in Eukaryota, Viridiplantae, Streptophyta, Charophyceae, Charales, Characeae. The record is from the annotation of a GenBank genome assembly.